Molecule: messenger RNA, 2709 nt
Organism: Seminavis robusta
Lineage: Eukaryota; Bacillariophyta; Bacillariophyceae; Naviculales; Naviculaceae
Source: the annotation of a GenBank genome assembly
AUGUGGUCUCGAACUGUUUGGGGCGUCGCUGUCGCCUUCUCGCUCGUGUUUCUGCAACUCGUCGAAGCUUCAUCGCCUUCAAAGCCAAGCAUUCCUUCUUCGCUUGAUAAGGCAACCACGGGGACAACGUACCACACAGCAGCCACCAAGAAGAAAACCAACAAUGCUCCGAUCGACUACACAACGAUCCCAUGGGAAGAACUCAACGAAUGGUUGUCGCAACUAAACGGAAACCCUCACGUUCAACACGCCUUCCUCCCCGAGCGAGGGAUCACCAGAUACAAGGUCUUGGACGAGUUGGAACGUCGAUUUCUUAACAAAGAGGAAGAAAUCGACCAAGUCAUGAAUCUCAAACUCACGGUCGAAGACUUGGAUGAACUCGCUGUCACCAACCCAGAUGCCUUUCUCGAGAUCAAGCAACGAGAAAUGGAAAGCUAUAACAACCAUGGAAGCAACACGAAUACUGGAGUAACCAGAAACAAAAAGAAAGCUAAGACGAAACCAAAACAAAAAGACCCUCAGGCUGAACACAUCUCGAGUUUGAAGCCACUGAAGGAGCAAGAUGAAAGAGCAGAUACAACAACCCCAACAAACAAAACCAGUGCCGCCGAUGACUGCCACGACGAUGCUUCAAUCACACCACAAACCAACCACAAUAGUACUGUUGACGACAGCCAGGGCCGCUGCGUCGUAUUGUCCGUCAACCAGAUCUCUUCUAUUGCCAAUGUGUCGCUGGAAGACGAUGUGCUGUGCUUUGGUCGUGACUGGAAACUCUACCAGAAUGAUCAUGGAUACACCCAUUUCGAAGAGCUCUUGAUCUAUCAGCCUCGAGGCUGGCGCACGUUUGCUCGGGAGUACAUGCUUCGAUACCAUGGAAACAUCGACACUGACAUUACCCGAGAAGCACAGCCCAGAAUCGCGUUCCGGCGCCGCACGUUCGUCCCUCAAGCACAUCGCAAAUGCUUCAAUUGCGGCUCUCCUUUUCAUCUUGUGCCAGACUGCGACAAUCCACUCAACGAGACAGUAAUAGCCGAAAACAAAAAGGCAUUUUUUGCCCGGAGGGAACACCAUGCACAUCGCAGAUGCUUCAAUUGCGGGUCUCCUUGUCAUCUUGUGUCAGACUGCGACAAUCCUCUCAACCAGACAGCAAUAUCCAUAAACAAAAAGGAUUUUUUGUUGAAGAAACAGGGUGCCAGCAGUACUGUUGACCAAGAAGGAGACCUCCAGAGAGAAAGCCUCCUGGCCUGGCUUGUCGUCCAAGAUCCAAGCAAACGGGUCGCUCGUGUCAACAUUGAUGGAGGGGAGCAAGAUGUUCCCGUUACCAUGAAGACGCCUACAUCGGUCGUGCUCUUUCAUCCUGACAUUCCACGAUGUCAACGAUACAACCCGCUGAACUUUUUGCUUGCUUACGGGGCCAAGAACCCCCUCCCGGAUGUCUUCGCGGAGUUGCACGCACAAAACAAAAGCGACACCGUCGAUCGCUUGCUCGCAGAGCUUUCUCCCUUGGACUACUUUUUCGACUUUCAGCAAAGCGUGCAAUCGUACAAGCUUGACAUGCUUCGAUCCAUUGGGGCCAAGACGUCGUUCCCAAGGCUUUGCUUUAUCAAGGAACUUGACUUUAGAGACAUUGUUGGCCAGCGAAUGGCCAAACAGAUCGUCCGAUCCGAAGUGGUACGCUUCAUCUGGGAUCGCAUAACCGAAACAAAGAGCAGCCAUUCCAAACAACGGCCACUCAGUUUGAUCUUUGCCGGGGCAAGCGGAGUGGGGAAAACUGAACUGGCAAUCUUACUUGCAACCCUAAUGAACAAACCAGGGAUGGAAGGGAAGCCUGCGAGCGAUUGCUUCCUCAAAGUGGACUGUGGCAAGCUGUCGCAUGCUAGCGAGGUGUUUGGUUUAUCAGGAAGCUAUCAAGGCGCCGAGGAAGGUUCCAGUUUGAACAACUUCAUUCUUCGCAAAAGCCGAGACAAAGGAUCACUGGGAAUAGUUCUUUUGGAUGAAAUUGAAAAGGCAAAUCAAGAUGUUAUCCAUGCCUUCUAUCAGGUUCUCGACAAGGGAGAGUGGACGAACAAGCGACUGCAGAGUGGCAACGGGGCCCAGACCGAGGUCAUUUCCUGCAGCAAUAUAAUUUUUAUCCUCACGACGAAUGCAGCCAUGGAUGUGAUUGAAGAUUUUGCAAGGCAUGCUUCGGUAUUGUACACGGCUGAGGAUGUUCAGGAAGCGGAGAGCAAGCAAAGAGAAUUGGAGGCGCUGAUUCGAUACAAGUUGCAAACAACGUAUCCGUUUACAGACGCAUUCAUUGCUCGCGUUGACAGAAUCGUGCCGUUUGUGCCUUUGUCUCGUCGUGUCGGAGACCCAGAAGAUCAUCCACUGCUGUGUGAAGCCAUGACGGUUGCCAAGAUAUUGAUCGAGAAAGAGCAGGAGAAACUACGAGAUGAUACGAACUUGCAAGUGGUCCAAUCGAUUAGCUCGGAGAAUAAACACACGAUGGCGAAGCUUGUGGUGCUGGAAUCCAUCGAAGAAGCAGGCGUGCGGUCUUUGCAGAAGAACAUUGCCACCAAGAUGGGACACCAGAUGAAGCAUGCACUUCUCCUCGAAGACGGCGGGAUAGAGAGUGGCUCUCGCGUUCGAUAUUCUGCUGACGAAGAAGCCAGACGCGUUGAUUGGCGGCUUGCAUCCAAACUUGGAGGGCGGGGAUCAGAACAGAAGUAG